Sturnus vulgaris (Common starling) is the source of this 1000-nucleotide messenger RNA. RefSeq names its product all-trans retinoic acid induced differentiation factor (gene ATRAID). Lineage: Eukaryota; Metazoa; Chordata; Aves; Passeriformes; Sturnidae. Gene Ontology annotation, cellular component: intracellular membrane-bounded organelle. Gene Ontology annotation, biological process: positive regulation of osteoblast differentiation. The record is from RefSeq and is a predicted model, not a curated record.
AUGUCACGGAGCAGAGGUGCCGAGAGGUCAGGGAGGGCCCGGAUCGGGGAUUCCCGGAUCGGAGGUCCCGGGAGGGAACGGAGGGUCGGUGAGUCCCCGAUCGGGGGUGUUCCGAGGUCGGGGGUGUCCCGAGGUCGGGGGUGCCUGGCUUGGACGUGCCCGGGCAUCAGAGAAGUCAUGGGUUGCCCUGAGGCCGAGGAGGUUGUCCUUUUCCGGUUCGGGUCAUGCCCGGGUUUCGGGGAUACCCGGGGGUCGCGGGAUGCAGAGUCGGGGGAUGCCCCUGUGCCAGCGCUGCCCAUGACCCCUCGACCUCUCCAGGUGUGCGGGCUCUGCCCGGGGCCGCCGCGAAACGGCUCCAUCGUGUCCCGGUUCUGUGAGUCCUGGGGCGGCAGAGCUGAGAGCGACGAGCGCUGCUGCCGGGAGCGGGGCCCCUCCCCAGGGCGGCUUCUGGGGUUGGACCUGAGCAACUGCUCCCUGCACAGUGUCCCCCCAGGGCUGGCCGAGGCCACCACUGCCUUCGUCCUGGACCUGAGUGAGAAUCCCCUGACAAGUCUCCCCGAUGGCUCCUUCCUGGGCUUCAUCCACCUGCAGAGCCUCGCGGUGCCGCUGCCAUUGGAGUGUCCAGGCGGGAGUGACGCCUGGCAGAACGUGACAGUGGACAGGAGCAGCCGGCUGUGCCAGGGACAGAGGAACCCCUGCAACAGCUCUGCAGAGCUCGCCUGGCCGUGUCCUGAAAACUCUGUGUGUGCCCCUGACGGCCCGGGCCUCAUCCAGUGCCUCUGUGACAGUCCCUUCCAUGGCUACAAGUGCCUGCGAGAGGGCACGUUCCCGAUGCUUCUCUUUGGAGGAAUCCUGGGCACUACCACUGUGUCCCUGUCCCUGCUGCUGUGGGGAACGCAGCGGAGGAAGGCCAAGACCCCCUGAGCAGGGCAGGGGUCGUGCCUGGGCUGGAAGCUUUGGCCUGGGAGGCUCUCUGGAUCAAUAAAGCUGCAGGUCCUCA